AAUAUAUUAACGGCGGGUAUUAUAAAAAUUAGUUUCGGUCUAGGCAAGGAAAUCGUCGCCCUAAGUAUAAUAGAAAUAGAAAUAUACUUUAGAACAAUAACUUUCUAUAUUUUACCCGUUAAUACCCUAUUUUUCCUAUAUUUAAAAAAUAUAGAUCGACUAGGUAUUAUAUUCGAUAAUACGAGGAACAAAAUCUCUAGUAGUAAGUACUUCGAGAUAGUUAAAUAA
This is a messenger RNA of Colletotrichum lupini, 228 nucleotides long. RefSeq lists its product as uncharacterized. The record is from RefSeq and is a predicted model, not a curated record. The annotation marks the transcript as partial. The transcript has a single exon. Lineage: Eukaryota; Fungi; Ascomycota; Sordariomycetes; Glomerellales; Glomerellaceae.